AUGGAUAGCUCAGGUGUAGGCAGGCUGGCCUGGGCGCCAUCUGACGGCCGCCUCCUGUCUCGUCUAGUGCUUUCCAAACGCGCACCAGUCUGGCCCAGGGCGCUCGCUUUCACGUGCAGGCCGCAGCGCACAAGGCACCCGCCGUGCAGCUCUGGAAGUUGCCAUUGUAUUGGGUGCUGCAUAGUAAAACGCCAUAUGUUAAGGCCCAAAAUAAAACUUGGCCGGUAUUUGUUGACGCUAACUGACAUGACAAACGUUCAAAGGCUCCGUUGCCAACCAAUAUAUCUCAGUUCCAAGCAGCGUCCCACAUCUCGAGCCUGUUCGUGUCCGGCACAUCGUCCAUCAGCCCAGUCGGCAGCGUCAGCCUACAUACCCAGCACCGGCACCCGCUCGCUAUUUUGGGUAAGCCCGCGUGUUGGCGGUGCUGUUUUGGACGCAAAGGGGCGAUGGGCUACUCAGAAAACAAUGGGGCACCUUCCAGCGAAUACGGGGUGGGAGCAAAUCCUCGCACCUGAUGGGCAGGAAUGGGUCCCCUGGCACGCCACCCUGUUCGUGCCCCUGUGA
This is a messenger RNA of Gaeumannomyces tritici R3-111a-1, 564 nucleotides long. RefSeq lists its product as hypothetical. The coding region runs from base 1 to 564 and encodes 187 amino acids. NCBI's taxonomy places the organism in Eukaryota, Fungi, Ascomycota, Sordariomycetes, Magnaporthales, Magnaporthaceae. The transcript has 3 exons. The record is from RefSeq and is a predicted model, not a curated record.